Messenger RNA from Anolis carolinensis (green anole), 17542 nucleotides. It is a transcript of the gene kcnk9, whose product is annotated as potassium two pore domain channel subfamily K member 9. The coding region runs from base 1280 to 3103 and encodes 607 amino acids. The record is from RefSeq and is a predicted model, not a curated record. The transcript has 3 exons. Gene Ontology annotation, biological process: stabilization of membrane potential; potassium ion transmembrane transport. Gene Ontology annotation, cellular component: plasma membrane. Gene Ontology annotation, molecular function: potassium ion leak channel activity; outward rectifier potassium channel activity. Lineage: Eukaryota; Metazoa; Chordata; Lepidosauria; Squamata; Anolidae.
UGGAAAGGGGUUGGAAGGCAGGGGAGGGGGCUCCCUAAUCACCGCUCCUUCCUUCCUUCCUUCCUUCCUUCCUUCCUUCCUUCCUUCCUUCCUUCCUUCCUUCCUUCCUUCCUUCCUUCCUUCCUUCCUUCCUUCCUUCCUUCCUUCCUUCCUUCCUUCCUUCCUUCCUGGGGAUCUGAUCAAGCCUUGAGAAGGAGGUGGGGCUGCUGCUUUGUCCUUCUGCCCAAGGGACUUGGGAAGAGCUUCUCCUCCUCUUCGCCCGAAAGGACAGAGAAAGAGAGACACCCUUUUCCUCGCACCUUCGGCAGCCUCGCGCCUCCUUUCGCAUCUUCUCUCUUCAACUGCGGAUUAACGGGACCAAGAUCCACGCAGGAAGGAAGGCAGGGAGGCACACCUGUCUCCGUCUCUCUCUCUCUGUCUUUCUCCAGAUGCAACGCCUGUGGCUUUUGCUUGGGAAACUCCCGCAAGGAGUCAGCCGGCGAGCCUUGGAAGCGGGGCCAUGAGACCCCGAAGCGCCCCUCUUGCUUACCCCGCUCUUGCCUCCCCAGAAAGCAGUCGGAUCUCAAGGAAAGAGCCUUGCCUUCUCCCCUCCUCACGCCCGAAGCGAUUUCCCUCUUGAAUGAAUGAAGGCAUCGGAACAAAAGACCCCAGAGGGAGUCGGAUUGGGCUGGAUUUCCUCUCGGUCUCUACGAAGUCUUCAUUCUCUUCAUUCCCUUGGAUCGCGCCUAGCCUUCUCCAGACAGAGAAAGAGAGAGAGAGAGGGGGAGAGAGGGAAAGAGAGAGAGAGAGAGAAAGAGAGAGAGAAAGCAGCGCAUCUCCUCGUGCUUGCCUUUCCCUUGUCUGCUCUCCGUCUGCUCCCUUUCCUUUUUGAGGAGCGGGAUUGAGGGGCAAGACACCCGUGGGGUUCGCAAAGGCUGCCUAGUUUCCUUCCCUACUUUCUGGAAGUUCUUCACCAACGUCCCGCCCUCCCCUGGAAGCCCGACCCGGGUUGGAGGGGGCGUGCCGGCCUCUCCUCCCUCGGAUGGGGCCCCGCUUUCCUCCCGGCUCCUCCCAUAGCCCCUUGAGCCCCUCGGAUGGGACCCCGGCACCCUUUCCCCCCUCCUGGGUCUUGACAAGAGACCAAUAAGACAUAGAAAAGGAUUGGGGAGAGAAACUUGGGACGGGGAGGGGAGGAGGAGGAGGAGCGGGGGACUGGGCAGCGUGGGACCCACCCGGGGCCGUGGGUCCCCUUCCCUUCCACUCCAAGGUCUGGCGGGCGGAGGCGGAGGAGGCGCCGUUGAUGGCCCUGCGCGCCGGGACAGCUUGGUUUGGGCAGGUCUUGCUCCGCGUUUGCCGGCUGCACGGCCCCUGGUCCCGGCGCUCCAGCAGCCUCCUCUGCCUCUCCUCCUCGCAGGAGCCCGACCAGGGCGGAGGCGGGGAGCCACAGACGCCGGCCAGGCAGCCCUUCUCUUGCCCGGGGCAGCAUCAGCCCUCCGAGCCCUUCCCACGGCGCUCCGUGGCCGGACGCUCUUCGGAGGCGGCUCAGCACCCUGGACAGCAGCAUCGCCUCUGCUGUUGCUCGGAGGAGUUUCAGGACCCUGGACAGCGUCCCCGCCAGCAGCAGUCCUUCCCAGGCAACUCCAUCCCUGGCCUCGCUUUGGAGACAUUUCAGCACCCUGGACAGCAGCACCUUCCAGGCAGCUGUGCAGGGACGUUUCAGGACCCAGGAGAGCAGCCUCUGCUAGGAAACUCCAUCCCUGGACCAACUUCGGAGCCCUUUCCUCACCCUGGGCUGCAUAACUCUUUGGAGAGGGUAAAUAAUCCUUCUGAAGAGGCAUCCUUCCAAGGCUGUUCUUUGGAGGCCUUCCCGCACCCUGGAAGCUCCAUCCCCGCCCGCCCGUUGCCCUUGGCCCCGGUGAGCGGCUGCCUGUGUUGCGCCCUGUUGAACCCGCAGGCGGCCGGGAGGGGACAUGGUCCCUCCUGUGGGCCCUUCCUGGAGGCCAUGAAGAAGCAGAACGUGCGGACUCUCUCUCUGAUCAUCUGCACGUUCACUUACUUGCUGGUGGGAGCGGCCGUCUUUGACGCCUUGGAGUCCGAACACGAGAUGCGCGAGGAGGAGCAGCUGAAAGCCGAGGAGACUCGGCUCAAGGGGAAGUACAACAUCACCAACGACGACUACCAGCAGCUGGAGGACAUCAUCAUGCAGUCGGAACCGCAUCGGGCCGGGGUCCAGUGGAAAUUCGCAGGGUCUUUCUACUUUGCCAUUACAGUCAUCACCACCAUAGGUUAUGGGCAUGCUGCUCCAGGAACAAAUGCUGGGAAGGCUUUCUGCAUGUGCUACGCUGCCCUGGGCAUCCCGUUGACCCUGGUUAUGUUCCAGAGCCUUGGUGAACGCAUGAACACCUUUGUCAAGUACCUCUUGCAACGGAUGAAAAAGUGCUGCAGGAUGAGGAGCACCGACGUGUCCAUGGAGAACAUGGUAGCCGUUGGGUUCUUCUCUUGCAUAGGGACCCUCUGCAUAGGAGCAGCGGCUUUUUCCCAAUGUGAGGAGUGGAGUUUUUUCCAGGCCUUCUAUUACUGUUUUAUCACAUUGACUACAAUAGGGUUUGGGGACUACGUGGCCCUUCAGACGAAGGGAGCCCUUCAAAAGAAGCCGCUCUACGUGGCAUUUAGCUUUAUGUACAUCCUAGUGGGAUUGACAGUCAUUGGGGCAUUUCUCAAUCUGGUUGUUCUCAGGUUGUUCAUGAACAUUGAGGAGGAGAGACGGGAGGCAGAAGAGCGGGCCUCCCUGGCAGGGAACCACAACAGCAUGAUCAUUCACAUCCAAGAGGACUCCCAACGUGGCCGGCCCCGGUACAAGGCCGAAGUUGCUGACCUCCAAUCUGAUUGUUCAUGCAUGUGCUACAGGUCCCACGAAUACACCAGCCGGAUGGUGUCCCACCAAAAUUCCUUCAGCUCCAAGCUGAACCUUCAGUACUUUCACUCCAUCUCCUAUAAGAUAGAGGAGAUCUCGCCAAGCACAUUAAAAAAUAGCCUUUUCCCCUCUCCAGUCAGCUCCAUCUCACCUGGGUUACACAGCUUUACAGAUAGUCACCGGCUGAUGAGACGGCGGAAGUCCAUUUGAAAUGGUUUGCCUUUGGAGGUUUUGAUCUUUUAUUCCUAAAGGUUUUGGUGUAUGUGUUGUUUUUUUAAAAAAUGACAACAGAAAUUCCUUUUUCAGCUAAGAAAGGAAAUAAGAAUGCAAAGGGAAAGACCUUCGUCCAUUGAAACUCAGCUCUGGAGCAUGAAGCAUGGAUGAACCUUUUUCUUUUUUCCAGCAACGUAUGCCUUACAUGAAUCCCCCUCCUCGGUAGUCAAAAAAGAUUCGAGGUGAUGGGAAGUGGGUAUCCAAAUUCCAAAGCUGCACACAUCGCUGGGAGGUUUUCUGUGCCAGUCGGCAUGUUUGGCCUAACAAACUCUUUCUCUUUUGUCACAAACAGGUCGCUCUGUGUGUGUGUAUGCGUGUAUGUGUCAAAGAGAACACGGGUGCGUCUCUGUGUGUGGAGCGUUUGGGUACGAAUGCACACGCACAAAUUCUACUACCAGUGCCAUGUGACUAACAAGAGUAUAUAUUUAAGCAUCAGGUAUUGGUUUCCUUUUAUACCUUUCUUCCUUUGAAGAAAUUGUUUUCUGGCCUGCUUAUGGCUUCCAGAAAAAUAAAAUUAAAUAAUCGGGGUGGGGUGGAAGAAAAGCUGGGAAUCCUUUUAUUGUUUGCUGAGUCAAGCAUGCGCCAGAAACAAGUCAAUAUAGCGAGUGUAUCAUGAUAAGACUUUUUUAAAAUGCUAGGUUUUAUUAGAUUGUAUCAACCAUUUUGUUAAAAUUUUAAAACAAGUAACAAGGUGGGGGAAAGAAGGAUUGCUUUUGCUUGCCAGGCCAAAUCCUUGCAAAACUAUUUUUUUAAAUGAAAUACAGCAUGCGUUUUGUAAAACUGAUAUGCAUUAUAAAAACACAAGAGGAAAACAAAACCCUGUCAAUGGAAUUCAUACGCAACUGCAAAGAACAUGGAUUUAAAAUACAUUUGCGUUAAUUAUGGUUGUUCUAAGUAUUUGUCAUGUCCAUAGAGAAUUUUUUCUGCAUGUGUGUAUAUGUGUAUGUAUGAGUUCAUCUGCAUUACAAAGUUAUAUCAGUUUGAUUCUACUUUGUUGCAUUUCAUCCUACAGAAUCCUGGGAUUUGUAAUUUGGCAAGGUACUUAGAAUUCUCUUCUAAAGAGUUCUCUUGUUCUCUCUUGAACCUCAGAACUAGAGUUUUGGAACAAUUUUGAAUAUCUCAUUAGGAUUCCUUAGGAUGAAGACACCGGAAUUUAUUGUUAGCUGCCCUGAGAAAGAUGGGAUGAAAACUGAGCAAAUAAAUAGAAUAAAUAAUUAAAGUGCUAUCAAACUGACACAACUUUGUAUCGUAGAUGCAUUCUAUGGCCUAAAUCCCAUUAUUUCUCUGGACUAGAGCAAACCCACUGAAUCAAUUGGAUGUAUUCAUCAAGCACCAUUCAAAAAUCAAUCUGAUGCAUCUUCUCUAACUGGGAAUUGUCAACAGGAUCGUGGCCUUUGUAUCCUAUGAUGGGAGAAAGGAACAGUUAUUGUAUUAUUUCUUGAUUUUUAAAAUUUAUACAGUUUUUGUAUACAAUUGUCUUCUAUUUUAUUUUCUCUCUGUGGGUAUGUGUGUGUGCUCAAACAUGUCCGGCUACCUUUAUGUAUAGGAAGUAUAUUUUGGGAAUGUUUGGAUGAUAUACAGAGGUGGAUGUAUAUAUUUUUUUUUGAUUAUAUAAAAAAGCAGGGCAUUCCUUGUUUUUUACAUGUGAAUAAUAAUGAGAAUAGUAAUAUGAAGAGAGUGUCUCUCGAAUGUUUUUGAUUUGUAAAUAACAGGAAGCCUUGGUUGGUCUCAGGAAGAACUCAAGAUGGUAUCCUUGUGCUUUGGCCUUCUAAGAAUUUCAUAUGAAGUCUAAGAUUGUUGUUUUUGAUUUUUUACUUAGACUACAUAAGAAAAAGGUACACAUGGAGAUGUCAAACCCAGUUCUACAUCAAAUUUGGAUUGCUUCAAGGAGUUUAGGAAGUUUCACCCUAUAUGGUUGGACUGGCCUACAAAGUAAUGAAUCCACAAGCUCUGGCCAUUUGUGAGCAGCCAUCUGUAAUAUGUUUCUGGCAGUCCCAAUCUUAGAUUGUUCUAUAUAUGUGAAGAACAUCUGAUUAUGCACUGAUUAUGGCCUACCAACUUAGCUCAGUAUUAAAUGUUAUGACUAUCGGUUGUUUUCUAAAACCUCUAAAGUUAUUGAUCUAUUGGCUUUGGUUAGUGGAAGACUGUUCUUACGUCAUAUCAAUAUUGUCCUCAGAUAAUAUCUUAUUUGAAAUAAUAGUAUAGGGGUUAUGAAUGACAUUGGCUGGUUCCCAUCUUUCCUUUACUCUAGCAAUUUCUACAAAUCCCAUGACUGCUUUUUCUAGAGCCCUGUGUUCCAGUACUAUAAAUAAUAUUAAUGUCUGAAAAUAUGCAUAAUGCUGCAGGUUAAAGUUAAAAGAAAUCUCAAAGAAGGGAAUAAGAGAAGGAAAACGGAAGUUUUACCCAUGUAUUUAAAAAUGUGGAGUUGUAAAGGAUAUAGACUAGAUUAUAGAAUUGUGGAAUAUUUUUGCCUUCCAUAAUAUUGGAAGCAAGAUGGAUAUUAGGAACCUAUCAUGAGGAAGGAACUGGCAAUGUCACUUCUCAGUACUACUUGCCCAAGAAAACUUAUAAAAUUCACAGGGUUACCUUAAGUUGACUGGCAGUUUGAAGACAUGUAUACACAUACACACAAUAUUCCCGCUAACAUCGAGAGUCUAGUUGAAACACUCAUGCAAAGCCUUUUUGCUAGGGAAAGGUAAACAGAAAGGAGUAUUAUCAUAUCAUAGAAUCCUAGAGUUGGAAGAGACCUCGUGGACCAUCCAGUCCAACCCCCUGCCAAGAAGCUGGAAAAUCACAUUCAAAGCACCCCAGAAAGAUGGCCAUCUAGCCUCUGCUUAAAAGCCUCCAAAGAAGGAGCCUCCACCACACUCUGGGGCAGAGAGUUCCACUGCUGAACAGUUCUCACAGUUAGGAAGUUCUUCCUAAUGUUCAGGUGAAAUCUCCUUUCCUGCAAUUUGAAGCCAUUGUUCUGCAUCCUAGUAUCCUGGGCAGCAGAAAAAAAAGCUUGCUCUAUGACUCUCCCUCACAUCUUGUUACAUGGCCUUCAUCAUGUCUCCUCUCAGCCUUCUCUUCUGCAGGCUAAACAUGCCCAGCUCUUUAAGCUGCUUCUCAUAGGGCUUGUUCUCCAGACCUUUGAACAUUUUAGUUGCCUUUCUCUGGACACAUUCCAGCUUGUUGAUAUCUCCCUUCAAUUGUGGUGCCCAGAAUUGGACACAAUGUGAUUCCAGGUGUGGCCUGACCAAGUGCGAUUAGAGAGGUAGCAUGACUUCCCUGGAUCUACUCUUAUUUAUGCAGGCCAAAAUAUCUCAUUGACUUUUUUUGGCUGUCGCAUCACAUUGCUGGCUCAUGUUUAUCUUGUUGUCCACUUCACAUGUUCUUUUGUUAAGCCACAUAUCCCCUAUUCUGUAUCUUUGCAUUUCAUGUAGUAUCUUGCAUUUGUCUCUGUUGAACUUCAUUUUGUUAGUUUCAGUCAUCUCUCUAAUCUGUUAAGAUCAUUUUGAAUUCUGCUCCUGUCUUCUGGAGUAUUAGCUAUCCCUCCCAAUUUGGUGUCGUCUGUAAACUUGGUGACAUGUCCAUUGUGUUGAUGUGGGCUUUUAAGGUGCAUAUUUUAAUGGCUGUCUUUUAUUGACAGGGAUCUUAAAUGAAUUUGAGUCCAAGAGUCACCAAUUUAAGCAUCAUUUCAGGAUUUGAAGAAACAUAAGAGAAACUGCCUUUUCAAAAGCACCCAUCUGAAUUUUCAACCUUUUAAUUGGGGAAUUAGACAAGAUAAAACUUGACCACAAUAGAAGAAAGCAAUGGAGACAACACAGAGGGAAAAUGAUUAAAGACUGAAUGGCGAUCUAUUAUGAUUUAAUUCACCAACCCAACAUCAAGCUAAAACUAAAAUAUUCAGUUCCUUUUAAGUGGAGAUUAUAAUAAUUUUAUAAUAAUUAAAGUGGAGAAAUUUAAAUCAGAUGUGUAAUUUCUUUUACAAAGUGAGAGGGGAGAAAAUCUGAUUAAGGUAAUGCAUAAAAUGUUAUCGGAAAUGCUGCUUUCAGUGAGAAGGAGUUCAUAUCAACAUCAUUCAUUACCAUGAGAGAGAUACUGCCUUGGAGUAUAACAAAAUGAGUUAUGAAGACAUUUAGUUACAAAGAUCCUUGUUUUUUGAUAAAAACCAUCCAGAUUUCUAGUCCUUGUGGAUUCAAUGAAAAAUGGAAAUGCAAUUGGAGUAAAGUUCUAAAUAGUCACCGCAGUCCAUUAAAAGGAAUAAUUGGCUGCAGAAAAAAAUAAUAAGCCCACCUGGAGGGAAAUAUUUUACAAGGUCUGUAUUAACUAUAAAAAACUUUAUCACAAGUGUAGGUGAGGCCUCCAAAUUUUAAUGUCAGCUAAACAAGAGAUUAGUGAAGUUGGUUUUUUGAACUGCACCUCUGAGAAUGACCUAGCUAGCCAUUUUUUUGAGCUCCGAAUUAAGCUACACUUCAUUUUCUUGACAUUUUGAUGGGAUGAAUAGGAGUGAGAUGCUUUGGAACCAAUUAGAGAAGCAAUUUGGAGCACAGGAAUGCAACUUCAUUUUUAUUUCAUUUUCCUCAAAAGCUUACCAUAUUAUAAACCACUGAUGCUAUGGGAGAGAUUCAUGGUUUUGUGGCCUCACAGAGAGAUACAAGGUGGCAAAGAUCCAAAACUAUAAAGUUGGCGAUGGGAAGGCAAUGCUUGCAGUCCUUGCCUUCUUAUUGCUGUUGUUUAAUUACCAUCAAGAUGGCUUUUAUUUAUGAUGAUCUUAUGAAUGAGAGACUGCCAUGAACCCCUCCCAUCAGUAGGUCUUGCUUACUCACUUUCUCAGGACAGUGCCUCAGGUUUUGCAAGCUCAGGGCUAAUGCUUUCUUAUUGAAUCAAUCCACCUUCUUGUUUUCCUACUGCCUUCCAUUUUUUUCUGAGCAGUAUUGUCUUUUACGAAGACUUAUUUUGGCUUCUCAUGGGAGUUUGCACAUCUUUGUUGUCAUGUGAGUGUAAGUCCUUUCCAAUACAUGACAACCUUAGGAUGAAUCUAUCAUGAGAUUUUCUUGGUGAGGUGUGUAUGGAAGGGGUUUGCCUUUGCCUUCUUCUCAGACUCAUCAAUGAGUUUCUGUGGCUGAGCAGGGUAUUGAACUAAUGUUCAAAUUACUGUACCAUACAGGCUGUUUUGAUUUGCUGUAGGAUCCAUUGAUUUGUCCUUUUGCUGGUCCAACAAUCCAACAUUUUGAUUGAGUUGUUCUUCUUGCUAUCAGCUUUCUUCUCUGUGAACAAAUACCCCAUUUAGAGGUAACAGUAAAGAUUUCCAGUGCUUUGCAGAGUAAUGAAGGAGGGUCACGACCGACCUCCAUGCUUGAAGGAACACUCAUCCGGACUGUGCGCUCAGAUGCCUUAAAAUGUCUUGUCUGUUUAUUCUCCUUUCUGAGAAAAAUGUUACUUAGGAGAGCCUAGAGAAAAUCCAUCUUAGUAGACAAUGCUGGGCUAGAUUUCCAAUCUGGUAGAAGGCAGAAUCUUCUAUGGAUCCCAAUAGUAACAUAGGAUCAGAUUCUUUUAUCAGAUUCUUAGAUUAAUUGGGUUGCUUCAUUUUCAUUUGCCAUGAAAUGGUUUUGAAUUUGGCUGUUGCUUGAUUCAGAAACGUAACUGGCAACUCUGGACACGAAGUACCCUUCCAUUCAGGUCAGAGCUUAGUGAUGCUAAAUCUAUUGUAUUCCCCUUUACCUCUUGGAGUUAGUAAAAACAGUGGUGGAAGGGGAGAGAGACAUUUGGCCACUCCACUCUCAACAUGGUUGCCACUCCUGGUGUAAAGGGUGUAUGCAUGCACCUAGGUCUUUCAUUUCCAAUGGUGUAAAUGACAAUUAAGCCGAACUUUACCUUUUACUCUCAUUAUACCAUUUUCUCCAAGGCAUCAAGGUGGAAUGCAAGUUUCAUCCCAUUUAUCCUCACAGCAAACCUAUGAAGGAUCUUCAGGUCUUCAUAGCAAUUUGAGCCUGGAUGUCAUAAUCUUAGCCCAAUACUUUAAUCACUGAAUGACAAGCCCUCUCCAAGGAAUGUCUAGGCCAGUGGUUCUCAACCUGUGGUUCCCCAGACGUUUUGGCCUUCAACUCCCAGAAAUCCAAACAGCUGGUAAACUGGCUGGGAUUUCUGGAAAUUGUAGGCCAAAACACCUGGGGACCCACAGGUUGAGAACCAUUGCUCUAGGUCCUCCAGUGUAAUUCUAUGGCUGACUGAUAGAGAACCCAGAUAUGCCUAGCAAAGUAUCUUCUCAGGUAAAAAUUAGCAAUUUUAGUAGUUUUUCACUUUUUUGAGGCUCCCUAGCCCCAGUCGAUAUGGGCAGACUAUAGUUGGAAAUAUCCUCCACGAAACUGGCAACAAAAUCCUCUCUCAGCCUGUUUUUUCUGUGCUUCUUUUUAUGGUUGUGACAAAUGGAUAUUGUAAUUAAGAACGAUCUAAGCCAGUGCAUUUCAUUUUGUCUUAAUUGUCUUGUCAACCUUUUCCCACCUUGCUCGCUGAUCAUGUAUGGCACGCCAGUAUAUGUCAACACCCACAACAGCUAUAUUUCUUUCCUUUUUCGUUUCAAAGAAGAAGAAGAAGAAACCAAAAUAAGAUUAAUGGCACCAUCUCAUUGGUAAUUAAUAUUCAUGGUAGCGAGCCCUGUUGUCUGGGCUGAGUUGCAGAAAAGCAGAACCAAUCCAGGGGAGUGAAGGGAUUUAUCAUUACUGGUUCUUUGUGAGUAGAUUGAGUCGUGUCUCCAAUAAUUGAAAAUGUGCUCCAAGAUGCAUUUUUUCCUUGCCUGACUUCUGAUUGCACUAGUCUGGUGCCUUUGAUAAAUACUCCCAUUCAACUAUCAUAGUGGAAAGCAUUCCACAAACUUCAUACAUUGUUCCACAUGGGCAAAAAAAUCAAAUUCCUAGUUUAAAAGUUGCUGUUAUUGGUUUCAUGCCUGGCUGUUUUUCAACCCGUUGGCUCUCUGCUUUGACUUGCCCCCAAGAUUUGCCUUUCUAAAGCUCAUAGAUGGAAGAGGCCAUGUAUGACAGAUGGCCAUCUGUCAAGAGUGCUUUGAUUGUGCUUUUCCUGCAAGGCAGGGGGUUGGACUGGAUGGCCAGUGUGGUCUCUUCCAACUCUGUAUAUUCUAUGGUUCUGUGACAUGUCUCCUCCUCUUUAUUCUGCAUUAACACAAAAUAUGAUAAUGUUGAAAAGUGCCUUUCGGGCAAAUCCAACAGCCCCUUAAUUAUUACAGGAAAUGUGCAAAUCUUUUAAUAAUGUUUAAUAACACUGAAGAGAAAAUAAAAUUUGCACAAAGACCUUCAUGGGCCAUAUUUGAUCUGCCCAAUUUUACCUCUCAUAGAGACCCCAGAAGUACUUCUCUUAGAAUGAAGAGUAUUUGCUUCUUUUAAUUUUUAAUAUAAUUAUUCUCAUACUAAAGUGAAUCACAUAUCUUGAAGAAAGAGGCUUAAUUCCAAGGAGGGUGGCAUCCACUAUUCUUUGUUUUACCUUCAGAUGAAUUUACAAACCAAAACCAGAUCAGUAAUAAUCUUUGGGCCACUUUGUACUUUGAGGGCCCAGUACCCAACAAUCUUGAACACCCCUCAUUUAGGUUACCUUUGAUUCAAGGUUAGAUGGUCUCUGGAAACUGAAAUAAAGAAACAUUUUUAAAGACUUCUUUGAAAUCUAGGGAUAGAGUAGGUGAGGUCCAUUUUUUUCGAGCUCAGAUUUGAACUAAGCUUGCUGUCAGGAACAUGGGGACAAUUACACGUGGCAACUUUUCAAAAGGAUAAAGUCAUAGUGUCACCCAAUUUCAGUGCCAAUCAAUCCAUCCAAGCAAGGAUUCAAUCCUAGUUUUGUCGAAGUCCAACAUCUCAUAGAAUGGACAAUCUAUAAAUGUUUAUUAUUAUGUUUUUAUUUAUUUAUAUCCUGCCUUCUCUCUCCAUACGGAGACUCAAAGCGGAGACUCAGUUUUAUUCAGCUAAACCGUUAGUCUUUGAGGUACCACCAGAUUCUUGCUUGACAGGCUUAUCAUCUUAGAAAUUAUAUCCCAAAGAAGCUUUGCUUAGGUUGACAACAUUACACUAGAAGACAUUUAUAAUUUAAGCAUUGGGUGAUAGUGACUGGCUUGAAACAAUUUUGUAAAAAGUCAUAAAUGAAUGGAAAGAAUUAACAGGUCAAAGAAAGUUCAUACUUAUCAAAUUUACUACUAGAUAUUGCAAUGCUGAUCUCAAAGUGAGAUGGGUGGUUUGUGAAAAAGUAAAACAACUGUACCAAAGGUUAUUUAAUUAUGAUAAUCCAAUGUAACAUCCAUUUUUGAUAAAAAUUUCUAUUUUCACAGGAAGUAUACAACACAAGACAGACUUCAUAAAAAACAAAACAAAAGUAAUCUUUGUAAGUUGCAUGUUUUUGAUGAUGAAAACAAUAAUAGAUUUUGGUCGGUAUCAGCAAGGGAGGUUUUAUGUUCUUAUGAGUACAAACUUCGUAUUUCUAUAACUCAUUUUCUUUUUUUCAUUAGUGUUAUCAAGCAACAUAUAAAGCACUUACAACUUUCUAGAUAAAAGAGAAACUUGACUGUUUGGUCCAAUAGUAAAAUAAAAAUUCGGAGUAUUAUCUUUAUUGGGCUACCAAGAUAUCAUUAAAAUAAUAAUAAUUUUUUCCAAGUCCUGAGAAGGGCUUAUGAAGCUUGGGAUGAGAGAGAAACCAGAUACGAUUUCUAAAACUGAGGUCUAUAGAGAGAAGUUCAGACAGUUCUUCAAAAUCUAAUAGACACAGUAUGAAUGGAAACAGGUUUGGUCAGGGAAGAGGAAUAGCAAUUUUGAUCCAGCUGUCAAUAAACAAACAAUAAAAAAUUUGGAGGCUUCACAUUCUGCCUCCCUUAAUAGCUGGAAGCAACUCUUUUGCUAUGAAACCAGACAGACAUCAUGUGGGCUUUGCAGUAGUCUGGCCAUAGUCUUCUGAUAAACUAUUUUUGCUGCCGGAUAAGAAUGAAUACACAUAGCAGGAGUGAGAUUGAGAAAGCACUCAAGAUGUUAUUGGACUGUAUCUCUCAGCAUUUCUCGCUGUUGGCUAGGGCUGCUUCAGCCUGCAGUGCAAGAAUAUCUAAAGAGUUGCAUGACUAUCAUAACAACACAGAGUUUCUUUUCUUUUUCUUUUUUUAAAUAAUUUUUUUAUUGAUAUUUCAAAUAAGGUUUACAGCGAGAGUAUGAAAACAAAGAGGUUAUUAGGGGAAAAGGUGAGGGAUGUGCAUAGAAACAAAGAAAAAGGAAUAUGGGGAAGGAACAACCGACACACCAAAAAAAACCCCCAAAUUAAAAUGAUCACCCAAUAAAAUAAGUAGGAAGACGGACAAAAGGAGACACAAAAAAAAUAGCAAUAUAUAUAUAUAUAUAUAUAUAUAUAUAUAUAUAUAUAUAUAUAUAUAGACGUGUGUGUAUAUGUAUAUAUAUAUGUGUGUGUGUGUGUGUGUGUGUGUGUGUAUAAGUAAUGAACCAAAGAUACAAAUAAAAUAAAAAGUAAAAUUGACUUCCAUCUCAUACACAGAUACUUUACAUCUUCUUGCAUUUGGUCUGUUGCCACUGGAUAUUCAUUUAAAUUAACAUUGUCAUUUGUUUUUCUCUUUAGAUAGUUUUUUAUCAAGUCCCAAUUUGUUUGCCUUUUUGGUAUGCCAUUAUUAUUUUUUAGUAAAUACGUCAAUUUGUCCAUAUUCAUAAUUUCCAACACCUUAUUUAACCACAACACAGAGUUUCCUUGAUGAACACAUCUUUCUCCCUUGCUAGUAACAACACAUAUUUGUUUUCUUCUGUCUUGGUUCUCGCUCAGGAUCUCUUAGGUGAUGCGUAACACAUAUGAACAGAAUAAAAUAUUUGUAAAAAUAUAAUAGUCAUAAUCAUAAUAAUCAUAAUAAUAAUUUCAAAACAUUUUUAGAAAACAUACAGGCCUAAAUGUAUUUUCUGUAUUUGUUUGCUUAUUGUUAUUAUUAAAUCGUACUGAUGUGGUCCAGCUAAAGUAGACUCAAUCAGUUGUAGAAUCAGGAACCAACAUUUAAAUAAAAGCCCCUCAGACAAUGGGUCUACUCUAGUUGGGAUUAAUUGUACGAUUUAUGCAUUACUGAAAAUAGUCCCCACAACUACAUCUUUAGCGGUUGUGGAACACUGACAAGAACAUAGUUUCACUCUUGGUGAAAUGAUUAUUUACCAUUCUCUUUCUCAUCAUGGUAAGAGACGGAUAAUAAUGUCUCUUUCAAGGAGUUUCCAUCUCAGAAGGGCAGUUUUAGUUUAUCGCUGAAGGAUAGUUUUAGUCUUGGUAAGGGAAUCACUUUGAAUUUUAUCUAUUGAAGGACCGGUUUGUAAUUCAUAUAUCGUAUAUACUUGAGUAUAAGCCGACCCGAAUAUAAGCUGAGGCACCUAAUUUUACCACAAAAAACUGGGAAAACAUUGACUCCAGUAUAAGCCGAGGGUGGUAAAUUUCAGAAAUAAAAAUAGAUACAAAUAAAAUUACAUUAAUUGAGGCAUCGGUCCAACUCUGAUCAAAUCAUUAUUCUCAUCUUCUUCAAUGUAAAUGUGCUUAUGUAUCCUUUUAAUAAUAAUAGAGUAAAAUAAUACAUGUAAUAAUAGAGUAAAAUAAUAAAUACAAUAAUAAUAAUAAGAUCAGAGUGAAAUAAUAAAUGUAUUAAUAUUAUUAUUAAUAAUAAUAGAGUAAAAUAAAUGUAAUAGUAGCAACAAUAAUAGAGAAAAAUAAUAAAUGUAAUAAUACCAAUAAUAAUAGAGAAAAAUAAUAAAUGUACCAUAUAUUCUUGAGUAUAAGCUGACCCAAAUAUAAGCCAACCAGGACCCUCACCCGAGUAUAAGCCGAGGGGAGUUUUUUCAGUCUUAAAAAAAGGACUGAAAAACUAGGCUUAUACUCAAGUAUAUAAGUAUAUACUAACUUCAGCAGGCCUUGUGAAGGAAACCCAAAGACCGAUGCCAUAUUUCUCCUGAAGUUUCUGCAAUGUUCUUCACUCCGAAUUGAUGCACAUGAGCUCAGAUUUCUCAUACUUCAUUUUGGACUCCAUAUAUAAUCGGCAUUUUUUAAAAAAUAUUAGAGAUAACAAGCUUUUGUCAGUCCAAAAGAGUACCUUUACUCUGGGUGGUUUCCCCUCACUUUAUCUCUUUAACUAAUGUUUAAUUCUUAAUUUCCAUAGCUAGUGGUUUUAUCUCAUCAGGAUAUGAAACAUCUGAGUAUCAUGUCCUAAGUCAAAGGAUCCAGAGACAUCCCCAUUUAUAUUUAGCAUAACUUUGAAUUCUAUUUAUAACUUUUUAAUGCUACUAAUAGAGGGACAACCUAUUCCCAUUUCUUCUAAAACCGAGGUUUAAGGUGGCUGAAAUCUUCUCAGUCUGGGCAGUCAAAGGCUGUAAAAAUGUCAAGCAAGAGCAACAGUAUUGGGUUUUUAAAAAAUAUUAAUGAAUGGACAAAUCACAUUUGAAAUUUGACAUGAGUUGAUCCUACAUGAACAUAAGGCAAAAUGAAUUAGUUCAAUCAGUUGGUCUGUAUGGAAGUAAGCUUGUCCUGAUCUUGCUGCAAAAGGUAAGUAUGACCUGUGUUUCAUCUCCCUCUGGUUUAAGAAUUGCAAAUAGUUUUACCAUCUUUCAGCUAGGUGGUAUCUGGAUACAUAUAAUAAUGACUCCAGAUAGUCAGCUAGAUGGUUAGGUGAAUAUUCCUAGUAGGCCAAAAAAGCACAAAGAUACUGUCUCAUUAAGGUGCAAUUUGUUCAUUCAGACUAUCAUCUCUGAGGUUAAAAGUGUUCGGAUUUUUGACACAGUGACUUAUACAGAAAUUCUUGGAUUUCUUCCAAACCAAACACACAAAAGGUGUUCAACCAGACAGAAUGCCAAUUCUGAAGCCUGCAUUUAUUACGCUUGUAUGUAUUUGUGUGUGUAUGAGAGACAUGUCUUUUGAUGCUGUUUCGCUUGUCACUUUGGUUGCAUUUUUUGUACUUCUCAAAAAGACAACGGAUUGGCAUAGCACGAAUGCAAGGCUGUAUUUUAAGAAGUAUUAUCAGAAGUCACUUUUCCUAAGCCCAAUUAGUAAUAUUUUGUAUGUGCAGCAGUGACUGCAGUAGGGUCAAAGAAUACGCAUAUCAGGCUAAGAGCACUUAAGAGUGGGGAAUUCUCCUAGAUAUUUUGGUGAUGAAAGAAGAUCGUAACUCAGGGGUGAGGUUCACAAUGGCAUUCCUGUGGCAAAAUCUAACAUGUAGCUACGAUUUCGGACUGUUAGAUUGUGCAGGUAAAACAGCAAGAGAUCCCAUGACACAUAAAAGACUAUCAAAUUCAUUGUGGUGGAAGCUGUUGCGUGCUUUAGCUGAGAGCUUGACAUCUGUUGAAAUAGACUCUAGAAGUACCACAGAAUAUCCUUUUAAAACCAAGCCUGAGGGUGAAUUUGGCAUUUCCUGCUCAGGAAAAAAUAAAUCUGAGAGAUUUCAAGGAAUUUAACUUAUUACUGAUGAAUGGCUUGCCACUGAGUUUCACCUUAAAUGAUCCUUCAAGGAAAGGGUGAAGGUUCUCCAGGCAGUCGAGACAUCUACAGACUUUAUCACACAGGCUGGCAAAGCAAAAUUUCAGCAGGAUAAUAUCAUCUGUUGCUGGUAGAUAACAACAUGGUGCCAUGCGUAUCCUGCUAUCAUUUUGCCUUCCCUCCAUGACUGUAGCACUCCUUUCCAUUGAUGGUAAAAGUGUCAAUGGCUCUCAAGAUAGCUUCCUUCCCACUACUUAGGUAAAGGUAAAGGUUUUCCCCUAACGUUAAGUCCAGUCAUGUCUGACUCUGGGGGUUGGUGCUCAUCUCCAUUUCUAAGCUGAAGAGCCGGCGUUGUCCAUAGACACCUCCAAGGUCAUGUGGCCGGCAUGAUUACCUUCCCGCCGGAGCGGUACCUAUUGAUAUACUCACAUUGGCAUGUUUUCGAACUGCUAGGUUGGCAGAAGCUGGAGCUAACAGCGGCCGCUCAUGCCACUCCAGGAGUUUGAACCCGGGACCUUUCGGUCUACAAGUUCAUCAGCUCAGUGAUUUAACGCACUUCGCCACCGGGGUUCCACUACUUACUUUGAUGCUAAAUGUUCAUUUUCUAAUCCAAUAUGGCCAACAUUCAUGUGAUAUCAGUGGGCAUGGUUUUCCUUCUCUCCCUCUCACUCUUCCCUUUGCUAUUUUCAAUCAGACUAGUAUCCCACCUCCUCACAUUUAUUUUCUAUUCUUUAAUGUUUCCCCAGAUUGCUGUUGUUGCAAAAUUAGAAUAAAGAUAAUAAAAAUAUAUAUAAAUUGGAAGGAACACUGAGGGAAGUUUAAGUUGUGGAGGCUGUGUUGAAGAUAGCUUGAGGGAACACACAUUGCCAAAGCAAUGCCAUUGCACUAAUGCAGAAAGGUGCAAUACUGAACACUCUAAAAGCAGUAUGUUUCUAUUUCAUACAUGAACAUAAUUGGGAGCUCCCAGUGGCACAAUGGUUUAAACCCUUUUGUUGGCAGGACUGCUGACCAAAAGGUUGGUGGUUCGAAUCCAGGGAGCUCCCAUCGAAUCCAGGGAGCUCCCAGGUGAGCUCCCAUCUGUCAGCUCCAGCUUCCCAUGUGGAGACAUGAGAGAAGGCUCCCACCGGACGGUAAAAUAACCAGGCGUCUCCUGGGCAACGUCCUUGCAGAUGGCCGACUCUUUCACACCAAAAACAGUUGCUUCUGACAUGAAAAAAUUGAACAUGACUGUGGUGAGAUAGCAGGCCAGUGUGAUAGAAUUGUAAGAAAGAAGUUUAGAGCACCCAGUCAAUGAGAUUGACAAAACUCACUAAAACCCCUUUUAGAUUGGAGUCCCAUACAGUGUGUAGUCUUCAGGAUGCCAUGGUGUUCUUACUUGGUUUGAUCUCAAGGAAAUAUCCCCAGGUUUUUUUUUAUUAUUAUUACCAGAUGUGAUGUCAAGAGAUGGAAGAGCAGAUUAAAAAGCAUCAUGUUGCAGGGAGUUCGAUCCUGUUAGUUUUGCGAACAAAAUUAAACAAUCAUCUUGUUUCAAUGUCAUUUUGCUUUUUUGCCUUCUCCGUGGUGGGAGAGGUCAACCUCACCCAUGGCCUUCAAAUGCCAUACUUGAUUCAGCAGAGUGGCUUAAUCGUCAAAUGAGCAGAAAACGAUGUAUUGCAGCUUACUUAAAGAAUAAAAACUGUACCACACCAAUGUUUACAACUCCAAGUAGACAGCAAACCCCUGUAAAAUAUAUGUAAUUUAUGCAAGGGAUUGCAUCUUUCUUUUUGUAAUGAAUGCACUAAGCAACCCUGUAUAUAUUUUACAAUGUCUUUACAAAAAAGAGGGAAAAAAUACACAGAGAGAAUCAUUUACUGUAGUGUUGUAAAAUAAAUGCACUUUUUUCUAAUUUUUACAUUAAAAAUCCUAUGGCACGUU